CUUCUCUUAAAGUGUAAGAUGUUUCUUUUAACCCAGUAGCUUUGACACGGUCCAACAUGUCUGCCCCCUCUCCGGCAGCGGUCCACCGUCUCCCCCAUUGCGGCUGCCGGAGCGGCCCGCCGGCUCUGAGACGUCCGCCGUGUUUGCUUACAGUAGAGCCGGAUGGGAGCUUCCGCCUCGGCUGUGAGCGAGCUGUCACCGCGGGAGGAUGAACAACCAGAGAUGUAGCACUUUAUUCCUGAAACUGAAAGGACGGAAGGGGAUCAUACACUGUAUCUAUGUGGUGGGCUUUAUGGACUUGUUCGGGGUGAGCAUGAUCAUCCCGCUCUUGAGCCACCAUGUAAAGGCUCUUGGCGCGAGUCCCACAGUGGCUGGAAUCGUGGGAUCUACGUAUGGAAUAUUGCAGCUUUUCUCCAGCACAAUAGUGGGCAGCUGGAGCGACGUGGUGGGGCGGCGCUAUUCCCUGCUGACGUCUAUCCUGCUGAGCGCCUGCGGUUACGGCCUGCUGGGGAUUUCUACAAGCAUCACUUUAUUUGUCCUCGCACGAAUACCUGUGGGGCUGUUCAAACACUCCUUGUCCAUCUGCAGAGCUUUGCUGUCAGACCUGGUGUCUGAAUCAGAGCGCCCUCUUGUGAUGGGACACUUUAAUGCGGCCUCCAGCGUCGGCUUCAUCCUGGGUCCUGUAGUAGGCGGCUACCUCACUGAGCACGAAGGAGGCUUUUACACCUCCUCAUUUACAUGUGCAGCCAUCUUUCUUAUCAAUGCUGGGCUGGUGUGGCUGCUGCCGUGGAGCGAGACGAUAACCGAUCGAAACGCAACUAACUGCAGCAACAGCGCCAGCAAAAGGUGCCACGACAAACACUGCGGCAAGUCUGUGCAGAACGGCUCUCAUGCAAACAACCACCACUCAGCGUCGCCGACGGAGACCGAAGCGGAGCGCAGAGCUGCUGGGAAGCCUGGCCUGAGGUGGAGGGAGGUGUCGCUGCUCCAGCCUGCAUGGAGACAGCUCACCUCCGUCAGCUCCAGGAUUCACAUGGUGGCCUCUUCCGACAUGUGGGACCUCUUUCUGGUGCGUCUCUUGAUGGCCGUCGCCAUCAUGCUCUACUACAGUAACUUCUCUCUGGCCAUGGAGGAGCGUUUCUCGAUGAAACCGAAGAUGACGGGCUAUCUGAUCAGCUACAGCAGCACCUUGGGGGCCCUGGCCGGGUUCCUGGUGGGGCCGGUCACCCAGCUCUACAGGAACAACAUGCCCGCUCUGCUGCUCCACUCCACCAUGCUCACCUGUCUGCUCAUUUUCCUCUACGCCGCCGCUCCGAGCGUGUGGCAGGUGGUGCUCACCUCCACCUUCUUCGCCAUUUCUACCUCUAUCGGACGGACGUGCAUCACAGACCUGGAGCUCCAAAGGGGAGGCGUCCACACCAGCGGGACUCUGAUCGGGGCCGGCCAGUCGGUGACGGCCGUGGGCCGCGUCCUGGCCCCGCUCCUCUCUGGUCUGACCCAGGAGAUCAGCCCCUGCGGUCCGCCCAGUCUGGGGGUCGUGCUCGCUCUGGCAGCUGUGGGUUUGCUCCUCGUCAGAAUCCCAAAGUGGGACGGGAGGGCGCUGGCAAAAACAGUGAAACUUUAAAACCGUUUCUGCAGCUGAAUGACGAUCUUUUGUCGAGUCGAUGCAGAUCCGCCACUUUUCGAAGUGCUCUUAUUUGCGGCAAGCAUCUGUGGCGAACGGGAGACCCUCAGCGCGAACAGAGUCUCUCACCACGGAUGCCUCCGCCAAACGAAUCUGCUGAUGUCACGACACAAGGACCGCAGGCUUUUCUCUCAGGGACCGUGGACGUUUGCAGCUCGGAGGAAAAGGCUGCAGAAUUUCUUGUGCUUCCUUACAUGCUGAAGUCGGAUCUCACAGAAACACGCAGUGAGGGCCUUAACUUUGGCUCGGUGUCCUUGUUACUGCAAUAAUCUACGCCGUGUUGUUAAUUUAGUUCUGUCAGCGCUACUUAGAGGUACACUCGCCACUGAUUUAUGAAGACACAAGACCACUGAAACUGUCGUUAUUGCAGAUCCUCUAGUUAUAACUUUGUGACCAAUACUCGUUCUGCAACUGUUGGAAAGGUUCGCAAGGAUUUUAUCCAUUUCUAAUUUCUCUUUCCAAACCAUUUGUGUGCAUUUAAAAUGUUUCUGCUGUUAGCAGUCAUUAAAUAUUUAUAUUAGGAAUGUUAAGUUGUGUUAAAAAAAGGGGAAGGGUUACCAUCUUAUAAGAAACACUAAAUGAUGUUGCUGUUUACAUUUUAAUUCUGUUCAAACUUCCCAUUAUCUACUUUAUUCCAUUACACACUGAUAUUUUUUUACUGUUAUAUUUCCAUUUUACAAUUUUUUGCAGAUGCUAAGCAGAUGCUAACAUAAAUAAAAAUGGUUUAUUUAAAAAUAGGAUGUGUAGUUAAUAUUAAAUUUAGACAUAUUUCUACUUAUCAGCAUGAACCAUAAUUAUGAAUAAUGGUAGCUAAGCUAUUUCAGGAACCUAAAUUAUGUUAUUAAUGCUGCUAAACAGAGCUUUGAAAAAUGUAAUUAAAUCAUGAGUUUUAUUGGGGCUUUUUUAAUGCAUGUAGCUCAGAAGCUCCUUUCUACUGCAAAAUCACAACCGGUGUGUCCUGCACACUGUUAAACCUAGAUGGCAGGAAUGUUCUUCCAAAAUGAUCCAAGGAUAGGCUGGACCAGAAGCAGUUCAAGGCAACGUCUCAACACUGAAAAGGGUUAAGUCUUGCUCUCUCUCACUAAAUCGAAGUCUGAUCCAACUGCAGACAUGAUUGGGCUGCUUACAUGCAGGCCGGUUGAAUUCCAAUCAGCAGCAUUUCUCUUGACGCAUCUUCACUAUUGAUUAUUGAUUAAGACGUAUUGUAACGGAGGAAAUUGUGAGAAAAGGUCAUAAAGCAUCAGAAUGUAAAGAUAAUCUACCAAAGCAGAGAUUAUGGUUUCAUCUAUACAACACAUGCUGUUAUAGAUGCAUCAAUUGUAUUUCCUCCUUUAGCCUUAUAAAACAGCUUUCAUGUAGCAAAAUUGCACUAUGCCUGUGUGUCAUUACUUGAUUUCAUUUGCAGUUUUUAUCUAAAGUCCCAGGUAAGAAUUUUCACCUUAGAUAAAUCACUGUGAUAAAUUUGUGAUUGUAAUUUUUCACCAUUUAAAAAAUUGUUCUAUAUUAUUUCGGGCAUAUUGACCUGUUUAAAUUGUAGAAGUAGUAAUAUGAAAAACUUUUACAAAUUACACCUCAGUGGCACCUUUUCUUUUCUAAUGCAGUGUAAAUGGUGUAAAGUAAAUUCAGCUUUUAACCUUAAUGGCAACUCUAAAUGAAGUAAAUCAUUUUUUUUCUUUGCACUACAUAUUAAACAAGUACAGCCCUAAAUAAUGGUAAGUAUUGUUCAAAAUAAUUGUGAAUGAAAGUUUUUCUUUUUAUGUCUGAGUUCAAGAUGCCCUUACUGUGACGCAUAAAAAAGUCCAGUUUGACUUAAAACAGUAUUUUGACAGUUUUAUUUUAUCUCGUAUUCAGUUGCUAAACACCAUAAUUAAUCACUACAUCAUAUUAAUAUGUCUUUUAGAUUUAGGGCAAAAUCACUUUCUGUUGUUAAACUAUUCUAGCUUUAAAUUAAGCUUUUCAUUUUCUGAAAGAAAUGCAAUGUGGUGAGUUCAUCUGUAAUUUAGCUUUUUUUUUUCUUCCCUCUGCAUAUCUGCACCUCUCAUCUACGUGGGCCCCAUGUGGCUGGAUGGGAACUGAGUUUGCAAUCGGCUCUUGAAUUGACUAAAUAUGACUAACGGCAGUAAAACUGCUGUUCUACUACUACUGGUUUCUGAAAGAUAGUUGAAAACACAUCUAGGACUCACACAAGACCCACAGCUUUAAUUUUUAAAUAUUUUUGCAGAUGCAAGAGAAGUUUGUUCAGAGACUUUGGUAAGUCUUUGUUCUUUUAAAUGCGAAACCUUUGUGUUUUUACAGUUUAAUCACGUUUUGCAUUCUUCAGUUGUCCCCCAUGCGUUAUGGAGGAGUUUGUGUUUAUGAAGGUUCAUCACUGCUGUUGGUUGGACUAAUGUUUUAAUAUUUAAUAUUUGCAGUGCCUUUACAAAAGUGUUUG
Poecilia latipinna (sailfin molly) is the source of this 4115-nucleotide messenger RNA. RefSeq names its product major facilitator superfamily domain containing 9 (gene slc67a2). NCBI's taxonomy places the organism in Eukaryota, Metazoa, Chordata, Actinopteri, Cyprinodontiformes, Poeciliidae. Bases 209 to 1624 code for a protein of 471 amino acids. The record is from RefSeq and is a predicted model, not a curated record. Gene Ontology annotation, molecular function: transmembrane transporter activity. Gene Ontology annotation, biological process: transmembrane transport. The transcript is spliced from 6 exons.